UCUUUCCUCCCUGCUCAGCCCCUCAUUCCAGCAGCCGGGAGCUCCUGGAGCACUGUGUGGUAUCAAAGCCUUUGCCCCGUGUCUGGCUCCAGCAGGUUCCCCAAAUACCUCAGUUUAGGGGAGAAGGUGAGAGCUUUGCACUUGUGUUACCAUCACUGAUCCUUAAUGGUACCCAGCUUAAAGUACCACAUUUAGCUCCGCUUGCCUUUAAGCAUCCUUGACCUGUCCAAAGGGAGUUUAGGGCUCCCCAGAGGGGCUCUGCUUCCCACAGGGGAAUGAUCCCCAUGGUCCUCAUCCCGGGCCUUGCAGGGACUUCCAUGCUCCCAGACUAUUUUGGGAGGGUUUAAAAAUAUCCUGCCUGCAUUAACGGGCAAUAAUCCCAAUGGAGCAGCAGCCCCGCAUGGCCACGGAGCCGCCUUUACCCCCCGGCCAUGGACACAGCCCCUCUUGGGGCCGGCGUGGGGGCCGUAUCCUGCAUCCCGGCUGCUGAGUCCCAUCCCAAAUGGCUGUGAUCACCAUGACAACGCUGACUUCAGCCUCCACCACCUACUCAGGCUCGGAGCCCACUGGGUGCUGGCUGAUGGCUCGGUGCGGGCAGCGGACUGAGGAUGUCCUCGGCGUUCGGCAAACCCCGAGCCGGCGGCGAGCGGCCGCCCCAGAGCCCCCUCGGCGAGUGCAACGUGGCCAUCCUGGGGUGCCGCGGGGCGGGCAAGUCAGCUCUGACCGUGAAGUUUCUAACCAAGAGGUUCAUAAGCGAAUAUGAUCCGAACCUGGAGGACACCUACACCUCGGAGGAGCUGGUGGACCAGCAGCCUGUGCUGCUGAAGGUGAUGGACACGGCUGACGAGGAUGGCCCCGGGAAUUGCGAGCGCUACCUGUGCUGGGCCAGCGCCUUCCUUGUGGUGUACAGCAUCGAUGACAGGAAGAGCUUCGAGGGCUGCCAGCGCUACCUGGAGGUCCUGGCCCUGCACGCGAAGGGCUGCCAGAGCCGCUGUCCUGUGCUCCUGCUGGGCAACAAGCUGGACAUGGAGGAGUACAGGCAGGUGCCCGCAGCCGAAGGGCUGUCCCUGGCGCGCCGGUUCGGGUGCCUAUACUACGAGGUGUCGGCGUGCCAGGACUUCGCGGGGGUGCAGCGCGUGUUCCACGAGGCCGUGCGUGAGGUGCGGCGCCAGGCGCAGUGGAACCUGCCCGUGCGGCCGCUCUUCAUCACCAAGGAGCGGCCGUGCCUGCCCGUGGCCACGCCGGUGGCGCUGCCCGCCCGGCACGGCCUGGCCAGCUGCACCUUCAACACCCUCUCCACCGUCAACUACAAGGAGAUCCCCUCGGUGGCACAGGCCAAGCUGGUCACUGUCAAGUCGUCGCGGGCGCAGAGCAAGAGGAAGGCUCCCACGCUCACCCUGCUGAAGGGGUUCAAGAUAUUUUAGGAGGCGUCCCUGCUGCACAGGGGAUGGGGAGAGACUCUGUUCUCCUGGCUCUGGAUGGACCAAGACUAUCCGUGAUGGACUGACGGGCUGCUGGUGCGCAGGGCAAAGCCUGUGGUGGUGAUCCAGUGAGCAGAUGGGGUGCUGAGAGCCUGAAAUCAGUCUUGGCAUCACCCUGCCUGGCCCUGCCCCUGCCCUGGCUCCUGACCCCUCUGGCUGGGCGCUGCCGCAGUGUGUGCAUCCUGUCCUGCCAAGAGCACCAGGGACCAGCCUGGCUUUCCGGGUGGAUCCAGGCAGUUCCCGGAGCAGCCAGAGCUAUGGGCACCACUGGGAUGGUGAGGGCUGUCCCCAGGGACCCCCAGCCAGCUCAGAGCACAGCAAUGGGAGCCCAGAAGCAGGAAUCAAUCAUUAACGAAGCAUAGGGGCACCCACCUUGCUCCUCUCAUGGAUGCCCUCACCAAGCAAUAAGAGGAAUUUUGGGGUAUUUUAAUCCAAGGUGCAGAUACUGUUUAAGCCAACUAAAGGCCUCAGGUGUCCCAAAACCAAUUCCUAUGCAUCAAAAAAGUCAUACCAAAAUAGCUGGGUUUUAAUCCACUCUUUACACCAUGGCGUUCCUUUUACAAGGCUUUGCAAGGAGAGAUGCUUCACUGAAGAGGACGCGCUCCAAAAGCCUUUGUUUAAAAGACUGAUGUGUUUAAAGUAUGUCUUAAAUUAUUUCAUGGCUUCUACGUGUGCCCAGUGAAGGGCACGAAGUGAAUCCCAAACCAGACCACGCUCUGCCUGUGCCCGAGCCAGGACCAAGGGCUGUGUGCUCAGCUUCAUUUGCUGUGUCAGGUUAAACGUUCCGCUUCUCCCUGGAGCUGCAGUUACUCUGCAGAGUAACACAUCACAUGUAUAUUUGUACAUAUAGCAUAUGUAUAUAUAUAUGACCUUACUGAUAGGCAUUCAAUAUGGGAUUUCAAUCAACCACUUUGGAAAGUAUUUUAAUAAAGAUUAUUUCUGAAAAGAACAGAA
This is a messenger RNA of Pezoporus occidentalis (night parrot), 2435 nucleotides long. It is a transcript of the gene RASL12, whose product is annotated as RAS like family 12. The transcript has 6 exons. The coding region runs from base 609 to 1424 and encodes 271 amino acids. The record is from RefSeq and is a predicted model, not a curated record. NCBI's taxonomy places the organism in Eukaryota, Metazoa, Chordata, Aves, Psittaciformes, Psittacidae. Gene Ontology annotation, molecular function: GTP binding; GTPase activity.